GCCCCUUUGAUGUGGAGCCCGCAGAGAAAAGGUCGGCAUACAUUGAUCUUUCUACCUUGAUGUGUCGCAUGUGGUUGAGCUUUUCUAACACCCAUUGGCCCAACUCUCACGGCGUCUCCGGCUUCAACGUCACAUGGCCGAAAUACACCUUCGAAGAGCCCAUCAACAUGGUGUUCGACGCGGUGAAAUCGUCCCACCUCGAGAUCAACGAUUUCUGUGCCGAGCCGAUACGACUCUUGUGGGACGAGGCGUUUGCUUUCUCGCAUUAGGGUAGCUGUCCUUGCCUGCAGACGGAGCAAAUCCGGGUAGAAUAUGUUUGGCACGCCCUAUCGUACCGAAGGAUAUAUAUUUGGAACAUGAUUAACAGGGUAAAUCAAGAAGAAGAAGCACAUUAUCACAGUAGUAGGUAAGAAAUGAU
Aspergillus heteromorphus CBS 117.55 is the source of this 418-nucleotide messenger RNA. RefSeq lists its product as uncharacterized. The coding region runs from base 60 to 269 and encodes 69 amino acids. NCBI's taxonomy places the organism in Eukaryota, Fungi, Ascomycota, Eurotiomycetes, Eurotiales, Aspergillaceae. The record is from RefSeq and is a predicted model, not a curated record. The transcript is spliced from 2 exons.